GUUCACCCAUCAGGAUUCCAAUCUACCCUGCUGUGUGUGUGUGUGUGUGUGUGUGUGUUGCAUCGAACUGCACUCCAGGGAUGCGACUAACACAGCGCUGGGCAAGGGUCCCUACUGUACAUGUACAUUACAGACGCCACUGGAAUCUCCACCGCUGCACGUAUUUAUCUCAUCUUCGGGAUCGAUGUCUGUUGUGGACUAUUUGGCAGUUGCCAUGGGCAGGACCCAUUUCUUUCCCCUUCCUUUUCUGUACCCUUAUUUCUUACAUUUCCCCUUCUUGCACCUUAGUCCUCCGGGUAAAGACCGGUCGGGACGAUCCUUGCUUCUGCUGCACUUGUUUCGGGAACUCCACAAUUGAAGUUCACUCGGGGUUUGUAAAUGUGGCAUUCGAUUAAUGGGGUGAAGGAAAUCCCGGGGCGAUCUCGAUCGGUUACUUCCGGUCCCCGGAUGAUCACAUCCAAUUGUGUUUUUACUUUUACGAGGAACUUAUGUUUUCA
Molecule: messenger RNA, 497 nt
Organism: Aspergillus pseudonomiae
Lineage: Eukaryota; Fungi; Ascomycota; Eurotiomycetes; Eurotiales; Aspergillaceae
Exons: 1
Coding region: 81-395 (104 amino acids)
Source: RefSeq, a predicted model, not a curated record